Malus domestica (apple) is the source of this 474-nucleotide messenger RNA. Its product is annotated as secreted RxLR effector protein 161-like. Lineage: Eukaryota; Viridiplantae; Streptophyta; Magnoliopsida; Rosales; Rosaceae. The record is from RefSeq and is a predicted model, not a curated record.
AUGGAUGAUAUAGUUUACACCAGCAGCAGUGAAGAAUUGAUGUUAGAAUUCAAGUUUGAUAUGAUGAACAGGAAUGAUGGAAGUGAAUCCACUGAUGAAGGAGUUUACAGGCAUAUUGUGGGCAACCUACUGUAUCUAACUGCCACUAGGCCUGACAUCAUGUUUCCUGUGUCACUGUUGGCAAGAUUUAUGCACUCUCACUCCAAGAAACAUCUUGGAACUGCCAAAAGGGUCCUAAGAUACAUACAAGGGACCAUUGAUUUUGGAAUUGAGUUUGAGAAGAGAAAAAAAGCUGUUUUUAUAGGAUAUUGUGAUAGUGACUGGAGUGGGAGUGAGGAUGACAUGAAGAGCACUUCCGAAUAUGCAUUCACAUUUGGAAGUGGUGUGUUUUCUUGGGCCUCUGUGAAGCAACACAGUCUUGCUCUCUCAACUGCAGAAACCGAAUAUGUUAGUGCAGCUGAAGCAACAACUUAA